Molecule: messenger RNA, 3082 nt
Organism: Drosophila bipectinata
Lineage: Eukaryota; Metazoa; Arthropoda; Insecta; Diptera; Drosophilidae
Gene: Vps35
Product: Vacuolar protein sorting 35
Biological process (GO): intracellular protein transport; retrograde transport, endosome to Golgi
Cellular component (GO): late endosome; retromer complex; retromer, cargo-selective complex
Source: RefSeq, a predicted model, not a curated record
GCUAAAUCAGCGGGAAAAUAUCUAAGCUUGCAGCACUGGUCACUGUUUCCACCUACUGUGCAAAUUUCAUAAAACCCUAAUUUCAAUUGAAAAUAAUUGGUUUUACUUGAUCCGCUCUUAAGCCGCAGUAAUGGUAAGUACGCCCAGGCCCUCACUGUAGCCGCCAGAAGCCGGGAAAGCGAAAAUUGGCCACCCAGUGUGCCUGUAAUUCGAGAAAAAGCAAGCCGAAAAUCCGAUCCAACCCGCUGACUGUGCCUCUGUCGACGCAAGUGGAGCUCCUGAAGGGGAGACGAGAGCGGAGAAACAACGCCCCCUCCACCAAUCUAAACAAUCAACCAAACCCACCAGCAUGUACCCCUGGAGCUCGUCCUCGUACGGUGGACAGGUGUCCAGUUCCUCCUUCCCCCGGACCAUGCCGAAUGGUUUGGAUGACCAGGAGAAGCUACUCGCCGAGGCGAUCGGAGCCGCCCGCAAGCAGGCCUUCCAGAUGAACCAUUUCCUGGACAAGGAACGGAUGCUGGACUCGCUCAAGUGUGCCAGUACGAUGCUCACUGAGCUGCGGACCUCGCUGCUCUCCCCCAAGAGCUACUACGAGCUGUAUAUGGCUGUGACCAACGAGCUGUGCCACCUGGAGCUGUAUCUUAGCGAGAAAAGCGACAAAAAGACGGAUCUUUACGAACUUGUUCAGUACUCUCACACCAUUGUGCCCCGCCUGUACCUCCUGAUAACCGUGGGCAUUGUUUACAUUAAAAACGACUCAACGUUGAAGCGUAGCAUCCUAAAGGAUCUGGUGGAGAUGUGUCGCGGAGUUCAGCACCCGUUAAGGGGUUUGUUCUUGCGCAACUACCUGCUACAGUGCACUCGCAACAUUCUGCCCGACGUAAUGGUAAACACCAACGAGCACGAGGGUAAUGUCUAUGAUGCAAUAGACUUCGUUCUAACGAACUUCGCCGAGAUGAAUAAGCUGUGGGUGCGCAUGCAGCAUCAGGGUCACUCCAGCGAAAAGACGAGGCGUGAGAAGGAGCGCGAAGAGCUCAAGAUCCUGGUGGGCACUAACUUGGUUCGACUGUCGCAAUUGGAGUCGGCCACGCUGGAGACAUACCAGAAGCUUAUCCUGCCAGGUAUCCUUGAGCAAGUGGUCAGCUGUCGGGAUGCUAUUGCCCAGGAAUACCUUAUGGAGUGUAUCAUUCAGGUGUUCCCCGAUGAGUUUCAUCUCCAGACACUAGACCCCUUCCUCAAGUCUUGUGCCCAACUGGAAACUGGAGUGAAUGUCAAAAACAUUAUUAUAUCACUGAUUGAACGACUAGCGGCCUAUAAUCAGCGGAGCGGCAAGACCAGCGGUAAUGCAAUUGAUGCCAUCAUACCCGCUGAGGUUGAGCUGUUCGAGGUCUUUAGCGUCCAGGUGGCCAAUAUAGUGCAGGCACGCACGGAUAUGCCCUUGGAAGACACUAUUUCAUUGCAGGUUGCUUUGCUAAGCUUGGCUCAGAAAGUGUAUCCUGAUCGUGUGGAUUAUGUGGACAAAGUGCUGGGCACUACCGCACAAAUCCUGCAGCGCAUGAACAUGAACAACAUUUCACAUCUGUUGUCCGUGAAUCAGGAGUUGUCCAGGCUACUGCGGAUCUGCAUCGACUUCUACAACAACGCACUAACUAUUAUCCAACUGAACAACUUCUGCCCCCUUCUGGAAAAGUUCGACUACACCUCCCGAAAAUCUCUGGCCUUGUAUUUGGUGAUGAACAUCUUAGACAACGAGACUCUUGUAACCACGGCCGACCAGGCGGACAGCUUACUGACCAUUAUCACACCUCUUAUCAAGGACGAUGAUACGAACAAGGACAACCCAGCGGUCGCAGGGGUCAACAGUGCAGACGCAGAGGAGUUUGCCGAGGAACAGGGCGUUGUGGCAAGGUUCAUCCAUCUUAUGCGUUCUGAUGAGCCCGAUAUGCAGUACAAAAUGCUGCAGACUGCCCGCAAACAUCUUGGCAACGGUGGCGGCCCACGUCUGAAGCAUGUCUUACCGCCCCUGGUCUUUGCUGCCUACCAGCUGGCGUUCAAGUACAAGGCCAUUUCUGAGCAGGACGAAAACUGGGACAAGAAGUGCCAAAAGAUUGUGCAGUAUUGCCACAGUACCAUCAGUGCUUUGGCCAAGGCUGAUCUGGCCGAUCUGGCGUUGCGUUUGUAUCUGCAGGGAGCUCUGGUCAUCGGCGAGAUUGGCUACACGAACCACGAGACAGUGGCCUAUGAGUUUAUGACGCAGGCGUUUUCGUUGUACGAGGACGAGAUCUCCGACUCAAAAGCCCAACUGGCAGCCAUAACGCUGAUUAUGUCCACCUUCGAGCAGAUGUCAUGCUUCGGAGAGGAGAAUGCCGAGCCCCUGCGGACGAACUGCGCGCUGGCCGCUUCCAAGUUGCUGAAAAAACCGGACCAGUGUCGUGGUGUGGUGGCCUGUGCAGCUCUUUUCUGGAGUGGCAAACAAAACGGUGAGGAGAUGCGUGAUGAGAAGAGAACCCUGGACUGCCUGAAGAAGGGUGCUCGCAUUGCCUCACAGUGCUUGGACACUGGAGUGCAGGUCCAGUUGUAUGUGGAGUUGCUGAACCAUUAUUUGUUUUACUUUGAGCGCGGAAACUCGCUUAUCACGGUGGCCAUGCUUAACCAGCUUAUUGCCAAGGUUAACGAAGAGCUGCCCAACCUGGAGCCAAGCGAGGAGACCAAGCAGAUUGAGAGCCACUAUAAAAAUACACUGGCACACAUACGCAGUCGCAUGGAGUCCAACGAUUCAACGUUGGAGGUCUCCUUUGCGGGCAUCACCCUCAACUAGAUCAGCCCACCCACCUUGGACACAUCCAGCACUAAACGGAAAGCUGAACGCCAGGAGGGCGUGCUGUUAGUUAUCCAAAUGGCCGCAGGUCGUUAUGGCAUCAAAAUUGCAUGUGUGAAAAAUGAAAUUCCAUGGUUAGGAAAGUUGUGGGCCUUCGACCAAACAGCAGAGUGCUUACUGACUUUUGUUUUGUCAAUUUAAUUUCGAUCGCGUAAUUGUAAGUGCAAAGUAAAAAAACAUUCUUGAUUAUUUUUCCUGAUUUAA